Molecule: messenger RNA, 1443 nt
Organism: Vombatus ursinus (common wombat)
Lineage: Eukaryota; Metazoa; Chordata; Mammalia; Diprotodontia; Vombatidae
Gene: FCN2
Product: ficolin 2
Exons: 8
Coding region: 345-1262 (305 amino acids)
Source: RefSeq, a predicted model, not a curated record
UGUGGAGGAAAUGGACAGAGAAAGGGAAUGAAGCAUGCUUGGGGCCAUCCCGCAGGAGGGCACCAAGAGAGGACAGGAUCAGAUAGAAAAGAAAAAAAGAAGAGUUCCUAGGAAGCAGGAAACUCCCAAAGACCUAAUUAGAGCAGAACAUUCUUUCAUAUUAUCUGAUACUUUACCAAGAGGCCAAAGCAAACAGUUCAGCCCAGGGGAGAAGAGAAACAAGAAGGGAGGGAGGAUGAGGGCUGGUUUUCCAAUGCCUUCAUAAGAUCAGGCAGCUUUGGCAGCCAAAGACAAAGGGACCAAGAAGUGACCGGAGCCUUGUGGCUAAAGAGCUCAUUCAAGCCAUGGGCAGGAUUGUCUGGCUCUUGGCAUGCCUGUGCCUCCUGACCUCCACUGCUCAGGAGCUUGGCCAGUGUCCAGAUGUCAAGAUUGUGGGUCUUGGGGAGUCUGACAAGCUUGCUAUACUCCAAGGCUGUCCAGGACUUCCUGGACCCCCUGGUCCCAAAGGAGAAGCUGGCUCUGAUGGAAAGAGAGGGGAGAGAGGCCCCCCUGGGACUCCUGGGAAGGCAGGACCAAUGGGUCCCAAAGGAGCUGAUGCAGAAACUGACAUAUGCAAGCCAGGAAGUAGAGAUUGCCGAGAGCUGUUCAGCAAAGGGAACACCCUGAGUGGAUGGUACACCAUAUUCCUCUCUGCCUGUAAACCUCUCACUGUGUUCUGUGACAUGGACACCGAUGGUGGGGGAUGGAUUGUUUUCCAGAGACGGGUAGAUGGAUCUGUGGAUUUCUUUCGGGAUUGGGCUGCAUACAAGAGAGGCUUUGGCAGUCAGCUGGGGGACUUCUGGAUGGGCAAUGAUAACCUUCAUUUGUUGACAGCUCAAGAAACCUUUGAGUUCCGGGUAGAUCUCAGUGACUUUGACGGAGGCCACUCCUUUGCCAAGUACAGGUCAUUCCGGGUUUCAGGAGAGGCUGAAAACUACAGGCUGAUCCUAGGAGACUUUGUGGAAGGUGAUGCAGGUGACUCACUGACAUACCAUAACAACCAAUCCUUCACAACGAAAGAUCGAGACAAUGACCCAAAUGCAGGAAACUGUGCUAAUGAGUAUAGCGCAGCCUGGUGGUACAAAGAGUGCCAUCUGUCUAACCUGAAUGGCUUAUACCUCAGAGGUCCCCAUGAGAGUUUUGCCAAUGGAAUAAACUGGAACACGGGCAGAGGAUACAAAUAUUCCUACAAAGUGUCGGAGAUGAAGCUCAGGCCUGUUUAGCUGAGGGGGAGGACCAAGGCAUUUUCCACUGGCAUGUUGGACAACCAGAGGCAGCAGGCUGUAUCAGACUAGGAGGACACAACCAGAGUUCUAAUCUCUGAUCCAGAGAGAGGCUCACAGGAUGGUUUGAAGUUUCAUCAUAGGAGGUUUCAUCUUCCACAGCUUAUAGCUCAUAGCUAUG